Meira miltonrushii is the source of this 1138-nucleotide messenger RNA. RefSeq names its product ribosomal protein S5 domain 2-like protein. Bases 30 to 1082 code for a protein of 350 amino acids. Gene Ontology annotation, cellular component: nuclear exosome (RNase complex); cytoplasmic exosome (RNase complex). The record is from RefSeq and is a predicted model, not a curated record. Lineage: Eukaryota; Fungi; Basidiomycota; Exobasidiomycetes; Exobasidiales; Brachybasidiaceae. Gene Ontology annotation, biological process: nuclear polyadenylation-dependent mRNA catabolic process; U4 snRNA 3'-end processing; nuclear mRNA surveillance. The transcript has a single exon.
CCCAUCAAUCUGCUUGCCCACAAUUCAAGAUGGUUGCUCCUGGAAAUGUAUUGGAACCAUCAAUAACGGAAACAACUUUUGUUAAACAAGCUUUAUUGGAAUCCAUACGGCCAGAUGGAAGAUCUCUACUGGAAAGUCGUCCGAUCUCGGUUCGGUUUGGAGGUGAACUUGGUUGGGUGGAAGUGACAUUGGGAUCACCUCAUUCAACAUUUUCAACAUCAACAGCAAAGACCACAAGAGUAGUUGUUUCAACACAUGCCACCCUUGUUGCUCCACGUCCUGAGAGACCUUAUGAAGGUUUCGUGGACGUACGUGCAGAAAUACAACCAAUCGCUGCCAAUCAAUUCGAAAGAGGAAGAGCAAACGAAGAAGAAAUUUUAUUCGAACGUGGACUAGAUCGUGCUAUCCGAAGAGGAGAAGUUGUUGAUCGAGAAGCUCUCUGUGUGGUUGCAGGACAAAAAGUAUGGAAUAUCGCACUUACCGUUCACCUUCUCAGCGCUCAAGGUGCUGCUUUGGAUGCGGCUGUGUUGGCAUGUAUGAUUGCUCUGCGUCAUUUCAGAAGACCUGAUACAUCUGUUAGUUCAGGAUCUCAAGCUUUACAGAAACCAACCAAAGGAAGGAAGCCAAUCUUUGAUCAACAAAACAAGCCAAAAAUCAUCAUUCACGAUACAUCUGAACGGGUUCCCGUUCCACUCGCUCUGCAUCAUCAUCCUUUGAGUGUUUCAUUUGCUAUUUUUGAUCCUGCUCAUAUGACAUCUUCUUUUGUCAGUGGAGUUGGAGCAUCUGCAAAUCCGACUGCAGGAGGAAAUACAACUGCAACAGAUGAUGAUGAUGACUCACAUGUGAUCAUCUUGGCAGACCCCUCACCGAUAGAAACAACAUUAUGCACAUCAAAAUUACUCGUCGUGGCUAAUGUGCAAGGAGAAGUAUGCGUUUUGGACAAAUCAGGCGGGAGACCGCUAAGCGAAUCAGUCGUCAAUCGCGUGAUCGGUUUGGCAAGAGUGCGAGUGAAGGAACUAAAUGAGACAAUGGAGAAGGCACUCAAGAAAGAUUCCGCUCAACGGGUGAUCGAGGUUGUCUAAGUGGUAUUCUCACGCAAUUGUACUUUUAAGCAUGCUGAUAAUGUAUAGUAUUUCGA